Callorhinchus milii (elephant shark) is the source of this 2320-nucleotide messenger RNA. Its product is annotated as somatomedin-B and thrombospondin type-1 domain-containing protein. The transcript has 5 exons. The record is from RefSeq and is a predicted model, not a curated record. NCBI's taxonomy places the organism in Eukaryota, Metazoa, Chordata, Chondrichthyes, Chimaeriformes, Callorhinchidae. Bases 40 to 828 code for a protein of 262 amino acids.
CCUCCCAAGUCGGCUGGAGCUUGUGGUCCUGUGGUCCCGAUGGGGGACGCGGGGCAGUGGCUGCUCCUGGCCGGGCUGCUGUGGCUGUCGGAGCUCACGGACGGCGGGUGCUCGGAGUCCGGCAAAUGCUGCAAAGGCAGAGACCACGGAUGCGGUGGCCCGGGCUGGAGAGCGGACCGGGUCUACGGGACCUGCUACUGCGACGAAGCUUGCCAGAGCACCGGAGACUGCUGCUACGAUUACACCCGGACCUGCCCAGCUCGUCCCUGUGUGGUGAGUGAGUGGAGUCACUGGAGUGGCUGUGCUGAGCAAUGCCAGCCAAAUGUGCGUGUCCGGAGGCGUUACAUUGAGCAGGAGCCUCAGAACCACGGAGAUCCUUGUCCAGCUCUGGAGGAACGAGCAGGCUGUCUGGAGUACAUGAAUUAUCAGGGCAUCCACUGUGGACUCUCUCAUGUUCCAGCUUUCAUAAGUACAGCGGAAUACAACAAGGAGAGAAGAAAGCGUGCUUUAGUUGAAGAGUCAGAGAUUUCAGAGUACUGCACGGAGUUUAAGCUGGAGUCGCUGUCUUUCCAUUGCACUGUAGAAAACCGCCCUUUUGCUAGGUGGAUGCAAUACCUACGAGAAGGUUACACUGUGUGUGUCGCUUGCCAACCACCGGCUAUGAAUACAGGGAGCCACCGUUGUAUUGGCGAUGGUGCAGAAGAUUAUGGGACGGAUACUUUCCAGUGGCAAGCAGUGGGCAAUAACCGAUGUAGAGGAACAUGGAAAAAAGUCCGUCAAGUGCCACAGUGUUCCUGUCCUGUUGUCCACAGCUUUGUGUUUACUUGAGAAAUGAGUCUUCGCUUCUGAAACUUUCUACAAUAAGUUAUAAACAAUGUUGUUGUGUAACCCUAAGUUGAAAUUUAUAUCAAACAAACACCACUCGUUUUAUUUCCAAGUCUUAAAGGGAUCACCCCUUGAACACUUUACUGUAAGACAACACUGAGUCAUUCUGAAUGUGAAUGAAAACGUUUGAAAAGACCAAUUCAGAUACAUAAUAAAACAGCAUGGGACUGAAGACAGAAUUCAUGAUUUCCUGUGGGUUUUAUUAAGCAUGCUGGGGUGCUAAGUUAGUUUGUUAUUUUAAAAUACUUAUUGCUUCUUUGCAUAGCUAUUAUUUUAAGUGCGUAAAUUUCAAAUGUUUUCUCCAUGUCUAAGUUGCUGUCCUCUUUUCCUUGGUUUAGAUGUUUUCAAAAUUUUAAAAGGGUCCUGGAUGCCACAAUGCAUUUAAAUAUUGCCCUCUUGGCAUCCAGGUUCAAGACCAGCUCACACAGCUGGAGUGAACAUGUGCUGUUCCUUAUGAUUCCUUAAGGUUUCAAAGUGAACAAGUUCAAAUAGCCGCAAUCUAACUCUAACUCACAGUAAACACAUGAAGAUCAUACAUUCGUCACCCAAGCAGCACUGACUGGACAGUCUUGCUUAGUCAGUCCAUAAAACUUCCAACAGUUAACUGCACUGGUAGCUCUAUUUACUGAUGCUGAUUACUCUGCUGAAUUUACUAUCUUUACCAGUGUGCGCUUACAGUGGGAUUUCCCUAUCUGUGAUGGUGAUGUUGGUGGUACAUUGGGCCGGCCAUCUCUCACUUAGCACAUUCUCCAGAUGAUGUAGAGGAAGCUCUGCAUCUAUGAGGAAAUGUACUUUGGUUGAUCUUGGAAUCUAGGAUUCCAUCAACUGGGCUUAAGGAGGAAAGAACUUAGGCAAGGACACCAAGACAAACUGGGUUUAACAUUUUUUCUGAUAGACAGCAACUCUGACAAUGUAUCAGCCAAGACUGUAUACUCAAGCUCCAAUGUAGAGCUCAAAUCCAUAAUUUUCUGAUCCAAAGGCAAGAACGCUACCAAUUGGGGCAAAAUGACACCUUUAGAAAUGUUCCGGUCCCUAACCCAGUCAUCAAACACAUUGAGCAGCAAUGAAAAACAGACACUAACAAUUUGCAUUUAUAUUGUGUCUCUCACAUUGAGAGGGCAUUUCAAAGCACUUCACACAGCUGACUGGGACCUUGAGCUGGACAUUUGUAAUGUUCCCAUUAUACAGUAACAAUUGUGCAGUAUAUUAAUGAGAAAAUGUCAUUUGAAAUAAUAUUUUGUACAUAAGCUUUUGAUAAAUUUACUUUUUUUCUUUGAAAAAUGCAAUAUCUCAUAAUUGAGGGAAAGGUGAAGAACAGAGAAUCCAUAGGUUAAACAAAACUGUUGGGAGCAUUUAUUUGAUGGUUCCCCUGUAUAAAUGUUUGUAUAUUAAUUUGUGCUACAUUGAGCAGUAAUAAUAAAGGCGAUUACAAUAU